This is a messenger RNA of Dictyostelium purpureum, 744 nucleotides long. RefSeq lists its product as uncharacterized. Gene Ontology annotation, cellular component: nucleus. The transcript is spliced from 2 exons. Bases 1 to 744 code for a protein of 247 amino acids. The record is from RefSeq and is a predicted model, not a curated record. NCBI's taxonomy places the organism in Eukaryota, Evosea, Eumycetozoa, Dictyosteliales, Dictyosteliaceae.
AUGUGUAUGAUUUGUUGGACUGAGGGUCUCACCGAAGCUCCUUCAAUCCAAUUAGAUUGCGGUCACAUUUUCCAUCAAGACUGCACCAAGAAUCUUUUAGAGGCCAGAUGGAGCGGUUCCAGAAUUUCAUUUGGCUUUGCUCAAUGCCCAAUAUGUAAAAUCCCAAUCUCACACAAAUCAUUAAAACCAAUUACCGAUGUCAUUGACAAUAUCCGUGAAGAAAUUAUCCGUAAAGGUAAAGUUCGUGUUGAGUAUCACAAUAUGAACAAUGAUCCUUCUCUUUUACCAGGUGGUCGUUAUGAAAACCGUAUUGAAGAUUUCAUUAUGGAUCACUUUUCUUAUUAUUUAUGCUUCAAAUGCAAACAACCAUACUUUGGAGGAACAAAUCAAUGUGUUGCUGGUGCUGCCGCUCAAAACUUUAAUCCUGAAGAAUUAAUCUGUGGUGGUUGUUCAUCCGGUGAUAAUCCUUCUUCAAUUUGUCCAAAACAUGGUAAAGAUUAUUUAGAAUUCAAAUGCAGAUAUUGUUGUAGUGUUGCUAUUUGGUUCUGUUUCGGAACAACCCAUUUCUGUGAAUCUUGCCACAAUAAUCAUACCACCCUUUCAGAUAAAAAGAAACAUCCACAAUGUCCAGUUGGUCCAGGUGGUAUUGAAUUAUCUGGUGAUGUUUGUCCUCUUAAAGUUGAUCAUCCACCAACUGGUAAAGAAUUUGCCUUGGGUUGUGGUAUUUGCAGAGAAUCCUUCUAA